Molecule: messenger RNA, 3861 nt
Organism: Astyanax mexicanus (Mexican tetra)
Lineage: Eukaryota; Metazoa; Chordata; Actinopteri; Characiformes; Acestrorhamphidae
Exons: 4
Coding region: 555-1178 (207 amino acids)
Biological process (GO): lipoprotein metabolic process; lipid transport
Cellular component (GO): membrane; extracellular region
Molecular function (GO): lipid binding
Source: RefSeq, a predicted model, not a curated record
GAGAUUCUCUGGCAUGGCAUCGCCAGUUUUCGUGUGCUUUUAGUUCAGGCGUGUUCUCGUGAGCAGCCAGGGGAUGUGUAUCACCACAGUAGAAGACAACGGAAGAACAGCAGUGGAUACUGCUGACACUGACAGUAUGAAGGGAAUACCUCCAGACAUCUCUUCUGAGGAAAGGUCAUACUGGAAACCAGAUAAAAAAGGUAGAAGAGGACGACAUGAGGCCUUAAUGGCAAAGCUGAGAGAAUGGAGUUGGGUCAAAACCUCUGUACACAAAUUGGGAAGAAAACUGUGGAAGAAGGGUCUGCAUUGUCAUGCUAGUGGAGGGCAAAUGGACUAGAAACCUUCAGUGGAGCUGAAAAUGUACACCGUGAGUCCAGUCGGACACCGGAAGCUGCAAAUGUACACCGUGAGUCCAGUCGGACACCGGAAGCUGCAAAUGUACACCGUGAGUCCAGUCGGACACCGGAAGCUGCAAAUGUACACCGUGAGUCCAGUCGGACACCGGAAGCUGCAAAUGUACGCCGUGAGUCCAGUCGGACACCGGAAGCUGUAAAAUGUACGCCGUGAGUCCAGUCGGACACCGGAAGCUGAAAAUGUACGCCGUGAGUCCAGUCGGACACCGGAAGCUGAAAAUGUACGCCGUGAAUCCAGUAGGACACCGGAAGCUACAAAUGUACGCCGUGAGUCCAGUCGGACACCGGAAGCUGAAAAUGUACACCGUGAGUCCAGUCGGACACCGGAAGCUGCAAAUGUACGCCGUGAGUCCAGUCGGACACCGGAAGCUGCAAAUGUACGCCGUGAGUCCAGUCGGACACCGGAAGCUGCAAAUGUACGCCGUGAGUCCAGUCGGACACCGGAAGCUGCAAAUGUACGCCGUGAGUCCAGUCGGACACCGGAAGCUGAAAAUGUACGCCGUGAGUCCAGUCGGACGCCGGAAGCUGAAAAUGUACGCCGUGAGUCCAGUCGGACGCCGGAAGCUGCAAAUGUACGCCGUGAGUCCAGUCGGACACCGGAAGCUGCAAAUGUACGCCGUGAGUCCAGUCGGACACCGGAAGCUGCAAAUGUACGCCGUGAGUCCAGUAGGACACCGGAAGCUGCAAAUGUACGCCGUGAGUCCAGUCGGACACCGGAAGCUGAAAAUGUACGCCGUGAGUCCAGUCGGACACCGGAAGCUGUAAAAUGUACGCUGUGAGUCCAGUCGGACACCGGAAGCUGCAAAUGUACGCCGUGAGUCCAGUCGGACACCGGAAGCUGCAAAUGUACGCCGUGAGUCCAGUCGGACACCGGAAGCUGCAAAUGUACGCCGUGAGUCCAGUCGGACACGGGAAGCUGAAAAUGUACGCCGUGAGUCCAGUCGGACACCGGAAGCUGCAAAUGUACGCCGUGAGUCCAGUCGGACACCGGAAGCUGCAAAUGUACGCCGUGAGUCCAGUCGGACACGGGAAGCUGAAAAUGUACGCCGUGAGUCCAGUCGGACACCGGAAGCUGCAAAUGUACGCCGUGAGUCCAGUCGGACACCGGAAGCUGCAAAUGUACGCCGUGAGUCCAGUCGGACACCGGAAGCUGCAAAUGUACGCCGUGAGUCCAGUCGGACACCGGAAGCUGCAAAUGUACGCCGUGAGUCCAGUCGGACACCGGAAGCUGCAAAUGUACGCCGUGAGUCCAGUCGGACACCGGAAGCUGCAAAUGUACGCCGUGAGUCCAGUCGGACACCGGAAGCUGCAAAUGUACGCCGUGAGUCCAGUCGGACACCGGAAGCUGUAAAAUGUACGCCGUGAGUCCAGUCGGACACCGGAAGCUGCAAAUGUACGCCGUGAGUCCAGUCGGACACCGGAAGCUGCAAAUGUACGCCGUGAGUCCAGUCGGACACCGGAAGCUGAAAAUGUACGCCGUGAGUCCAGUCAGACACCGGAAGCUGAAAAUGUACGCCGUGAGUCCAGUCGGACACCGGAAGCUGCAAAUGUACGCCGUGAAUCCAGUCGGACACCGGAAGCUGCAAAUGUACGCCGUGAAUCCAAUAGGACACCGGAAGCUGAAAAUGUACGCCUUGAGUCCAGUCAGACACUGGUAGCUGAAAAUGUAAGCCGUGAGUCCAGUCUGACACCGGAAGCUGAAAAUGUACGCCAUGAGUCCAGUCGGACACCGGAAGCUGAAAAUGUACGCCGUGAGUCCAGUAGGACACCGGAAGCGGAAAAUGUACGCCGUGAGUCCAGUCGGACACCGGAAGCUGCAAAUGUACGCCGUGAAUCCAGUCGGACACCGGAAGCUGCAAAUGUACGCCGUGAAUCCAGUCGGACACCGGAAGCUGCAAAUGUACGCCGUGAGUCCAAUAGGACACCGGAAGCUGAAAAUGUACGCCGUGAGUCCAGUCAGACACCAGUAGCUGAAAAUGUAAGCCGUGAGUCCAGUCUGACACCGGAAGCUGCAAAUGUACGCCGUGAGUCCAGUCAGACACCGGAAGCUGAAAAUGUACGCCGUGAGUCCAGUAGGACACCGGAAGCUGAAAAUGUACGCCGUGAGUCCAGUCGGAAACCGGAAGCUGAAAAUGUAUGCCGUGAGUCCAGUCGGACACCGGAAGCUAUAAAAUGUACGCCGUGAGUCCAGUAGGACACCGGAAGCUGAAAAUGUACGCCGUGAGUCCAGUAGGACACCGGAAGCUGAAAAUGUAUGCCGUGAGUCCAGUCGGAAACCGGAAGCUGAAAAUGUAAGCCUUGAGUCCAGUCAGACACUGGAAGGUGAAAACGUACGCCGUGAGUCCAGUAGGACACCGGAAGCUGAAAAUGUACGCCGUGAGUCCAGUCGGACACCGGAAGCUGAAAAUGUACGCCGUGAGUCCAGUAGGACACCGGAAGCUGAAGCUGAAAAUGUACGCCGUGAGUCCAGUCGGACACCGGAAGCUGAAAAUGUACGCCGUGAGUCCAGUAGGACACCGGAAGCUGAAAAUGUACGCCUUGAGUCCAGUCAGUCACCGGAAGCUGAAAACGUACGCCGUGAGUCCAGUAGGACACCGGAAGCUGAAAAUGUACGCCGUGAGUCCAGUCAGACACCGGAAGCUGUAAAUGUAAGCCGUGAGUCCAGUCAGACACCGGAAGCUGAAAAUGUACGCCGAGAGUCCAGUAGGACACCGGAAGCUGAAGCUGAAAAUGUACGCCGUGAGUCCCGUAGGACACCGGAAGCUGAAAAUGUACGCCGUGAGUCCCGUAGGACACCGGAAGCUGAAAAUGUACGCCGUGAGUCCAGUAGGACACCGGAAGCUGAAGCUGAAAAUGUACGCCGUGAGUCCAGUCGGACACCGGAAGCUGAAAAUGUACGCCGUGAGUCCAGUAGGACACCGGAAGCUGAAAAUGUACGCCUUGAGUCCAGUCAGACACCGGAAGCUGAAAACGUACGCCGUGAGUCCAGUAGGACACCGGAAGCUGAAAAUGUACGCCGUGAGUCCAGUCAGACACCGGAAGCUGAAAAUGUACGCCGUGAGUCCAGUAGGACACCGGAAGCUGAAGCUGAAAAUGUACGCCGUGAGUCCCGUAGGACACCGGAAGCUGAAAAUGUACGCCGUGAGUCCAGUAGGACACCGGAAGCUGAAAAUGUACGCCGUGAGUCCAGAAAGACCCUGUACAGGAUCCUAUAGCUCAUAGAAAAAGAAAAAUAUAACAAGGAAUUUAUAUUCUGUUUAAAAAAACAAAUGUGUUUUAGUGAGCCAUAAAUGUAAUUGUAUGUUUAACAAUUAUGAGAAUCAGAGGAGAAGGAAUAAUGAGGCUUUAAUUAUGUUUUUCUCUUGUUCUUUUUAAAUGUUUAUUUCUUUGACUUGUUUGGUUUAAACAUGGCCCUUCAUUUAAUAAAAGUGAAAACCACUUUUCACAA